AUGGAGGGAGAUGAGAUUCUUCAGACUUACAAGGAUAAACAAACACUGGCUAAAGUUAUGGAGUUGCAUGAAUUUAUGAAACAGUUCUCUUAUCGAACUAAAAGGUCAAGUGGAAGCAGAUACUAUUUGAUUUGUGUGGUGGAGGACUGUACUUGGUUUCUUCGUUCUUUCAGAAUUAACAAUUCAAAUAUUUUUAAAAUAAGAAAGUAUUAUGACAUUCAUACAUACUCAAUAAAGGAUCAAGUUUAUGAGAGACGUCAAGGGAUGACAAAAGUGGUAGCCGGACUGAUCUUAGGUAAUUAUGUGGAUACCAAAAGAAUAUACACUCCCAACGAUAUUGUUUCUGACAUGAUGAGGGAGCAUGGGAUUUCAUUAGAUUAUCAUCAGGCAUGGCGUGCAAAAAUCAAAGCAGUUAAAAUAUUACGCGGUGAUCCUACUGAGUCAUAUCAAAAGAUACCUGGUUAUUUAUAUAUGUUGAAAAAGCAUUAUCGUGGAUCUGUUGUUAACUGGAAGAAAACCGAAGAAAAUAGAUUCUUGUAUGCUUUUGUUGCAUUGGACGCUUCAAUUCGUGGAUGGAAAUAUUGCAGGUCAAUUGUUGUAGUCGAUGGAGCAGCUCUAAAAUCGCUUUAUGGUGGAACAAUGCUGACUGUGAGCACAAACCAACAUGGCGAGAACUAUUGCUCAUCUUACUACAGCAACAAGAAUUUCAGAGAUGCUUAUGUCAUACCUGUUGAACCUCUUCCUUGUGAAAGUACAUGGAAAAUACCACGUGAAGUGUUGGAUGAAGUUGUAUUGCCACCUGAUUCUAAAUGA
Capsicum annuum is the source of this 813-nucleotide messenger RNA. RefSeq lists its product as uncharacterized. The record is from RefSeq and is a predicted model, not a curated record. The transcript has 4 exons. The coding region runs from base 1 to 813 and encodes 270 amino acids. NCBI's taxonomy places the organism in Eukaryota, Viridiplantae, Streptophyta, Magnoliopsida, Solanales, Solanaceae.